GGGAAAAAUAAGGAGAGAGGUGCAGAGCAAAAGAUGAGGGUUAUAGUAGCACUUGAUGACAGUGAAGGGAGCUUCUAUGCUCUGCAGUGGACACUUGAUAAUCUUACCAACGGUAUCACAGCAUCGAAUGAAUCCAGCUCAGAAUCUGGGAUGCUCACGCUUGUUCACGUUCAGCAGCCGUUUCACCCCGCCAUCUACCCUGUCGGUCCCGGCGGAGCAGCUUUCUAUACGCCACCUGCAGUGAUGGAGUCCGUAAAGAAAGCCCAGGAGGAAAGUUCUGCAGCAAUACUCUCCCGAGGAGUAAAAAUGUGCAGGAAAAAGAAGAUCAAAGAAGAAACUCUGAUCCUUGAAGGGGAUCCAAAGGACAUGAUUUGUCAGGCUACAGAACAACUCCACGUUGAUCUCCUCGUUGUUGGCAGCCGUGGCCUCGGCAAAAUUAAGAGGGCCUUCUUAGGAAGUGUAAGCGACUACUGUGCACAUCAUGCAAAAUGUCCCAUCCUUAUAGUGAAGCCACCCAAGGAGACCACCGCCACCAAGCCGUGAAUGUUUUCAUAUUUCUGCCCAGUUCUCCUAAAUAAAGUCUUCUGUUUGUUACGCACUCUGCUGCUGUUUAAUGUUUUCGUUUUUUUUCGUUGUUGUGGCUGUGUUAAGAAAUAUAAUAUACUGUUAAUGUUAUUCUGUACCUAAGAAGGAUGACAAUAGAUCUGUGCCCUGAAAUUUUUAAUUUUUAAAUAAAAAAGUUGGAAUAUGAGUUUCUAU
Molecule: messenger RNA, 759 nt
Organism: Manihot esculenta (cassava)
Lineage: Eukaryota; Viridiplantae; Streptophyta; Magnoliopsida; Malpighiales; Euphorbiaceae
Product: universal stress protein A-like protein
Exons: 4
Coding region: 34-543 (169 amino acids)
Source: RefSeq, a predicted model, not a curated record